This is a messenger RNA of Castor canadensis (American beaver), 1459 nucleotides long. It is a transcript of the gene Ciao1, whose product is annotated as cytosolic iron-sulfur assembly component 1. NCBI's taxonomy places the organism in Eukaryota, Metazoa, Chordata, Mammalia, Rodentia, Castoridae. Gene Ontology annotation, biological process: iron-sulfur cluster assembly. Gene Ontology annotation, cellular component: cytosolic [4Fe-4S] assembly targeting complex. The record is from RefSeq and is a predicted model, not a curated record. Gene Ontology annotation, molecular function: protein binding.
CAACUCCCAGAGGGCCGUUUGGCAACAACAGCGGGCGCUUCGGUUCCCUGAUCGACCCUGACCCUCGGGCGGAAGCCGGAGUCUGCGGCGGCAAAGGGGUGGGCGCCGUGGAUCCGCCGUCUGCGCGCUGACUCUGCCCGUUUCCUCCUCAUCCAGCUCCGACCAUCAUGAAGGAUUCGCUGGUGCUGCUGGGCCGCGUUCCGGGGCACCCUGACUCGCGCUGCUGGUUCCUGGCCUGGAACCCCGCGGGAACCCUGCUGGCCUCGUGCGGUGGCGACCGUAGAAUCCGCAUCUGGGGCACCGAGGGUGACAACUGGAUCUGCAAGUCUGUCCUUUCUGAAGGCCAUCAGCGCACUGUUCGAAAAGUGGCCUGGUCCCCCUGUGGGAAUUACCUGGCCUCUGCUAGCUUUGAUGCUACCACUUGCAUUUGGAAGAAGAACCAGGAUGACUUUGAGUGUGUAACCACUCUUGAGGGCCAUGAAAAUGAGGUCAAGUCAGUGGCUUGGGCCCCAUCUGGCAACCUCUUGGCCACCUGCAGCCGAGAUAAGAGUGUGUGGGUCUGGGAAGUUGAUGAAGAGGAUGAGUAUGAAUGUGUCAGUGUCCUCAACUCCCAUACCCAGGAUGUCAAGCAUGUGGUUUGGCACCCAAGCCAGGAGCUGUUAGCCUCUGCCAGCUAUGAUGACACAGUGAAGCUGUACCGGGAAGAAGAGGAUGACUGGGUCUGCUGUGCCACCCUCGAGGGCCAUGAAUCCACUGUAUGGAGCUUGGCUUUUGACCCCAGUGGCCAGCGCUUGGCAUCUUGCAGUGAUGACCGUACUGUGCGCAUCUGGCGCCAAUAUCUACCAGACAACGAACAAGGGGUGGCAUGCAGUGGCUCUGAUCCCAGUUGGAAAUGUAUCUGCACAUUGUCGGGCUUCCACUCCAGGACCAUUUACGACAUUGCUUGGUGUCAGCUGACAGGGGCCCUGGCUACAGCUUGUGGGGAUGAUGCCAUCCGAGUGUUUGAGGAGGAUCCCAGCUCAGAUCCGCAGCAACCCACCUUCUCCCUGACAGCUCACCUGUGUCAGGCCCAUUCCCAGGAUGUCAACUGUGUGGCCUGGAAUCCCAAGGAGCCAGGACUCCUGGCCUCCUGCAGUGAUGAUGGGGAGGUGGCCUUCUGGAAGUAUCAGCGGCCUGAAGGUCUCUGAGCUACCUUGCCUUGGGAGAUUUAUGGUUCCCCAGAAAAUGUCCUAAGACUUUCUGUCACUCAGGACCUGAAAAGGCAUCCUUAGCCCUUCAUUUAAUUUGGCUCAUUUCUAUUCAGACUUGGGUAGAAGUGUACAGCUACAAGAUCUUUGACGUGAGGGCCUCAGUAGGCCCACAGAACAUCAGUGCAUUGUUAUGCCACAGAUUUGCUUGCUUUAGGGCAUGGUGUUACAUUUUGGGGGUGAAUAUAGUAUUUAUAAUUGCUAUAUGUAUG